GCUGCAGCAAGCAUGGCAGCGAAAAACAAGCAGCGCAGGAAGGGAAAAGCUCCGACUAAAGCGAGAUUUCAGGAACGAGGAGACGAGGUUCAGUCUGAAAACGUCGACCGAGAAGAGGAGGAAGGUUUGGAUGAAGAUGGAGGUGGGAACAACGCUCAGGAAGAUAAAGAUGAGCUCGAUCUGGAGGAGGUUUUACGGCUGGGAGGAACACAGGCGGACUACGUCCUCCUCGCCGGUCUGGACGACAACAGCGAGCUCCUGGACGGAGGGAAGAAAGGCGCCAUAGACGACCUGGAGGAGGGAGAGCUGGAGAAGUUCAUCACCAAGCUGGGGAUCCGCGCGUUCGCCUCGCAGCAGUUCAUCAGCGACGAACCGGAGGCGGCUCCCUCCACCGCGGCCACCGCUCCCUCCACCGCUCCCUCCACCGCGGCCGCCACUUCCUCCACCGUGGCCGCCGCUCCCUCCACCGCGGCCGAGGCGCAGAGCGGCAAGAAAAAGAAAGACAGCCAGCAGGCCAAAGCGAAGACCGCUGGCGAUCAGGUGAAGAAGAGCGCCGACGCUUCGGCGGCGUCCGCAAAAAAGGCCAAGCAGAACGUGUUUGACUUCCACCCGCGGAACGUCCUUCUCGUCAAACCCGGCGGGAAGUGGUUCGAGGCGGAGUGCGCCUCCGAAGGCUCGGCGGCGGCGCAGGACCCGGCGCUGGUGUCCCGGUACAAGGAGCUGGCGCAGCGGCUGUACGAGGCCGAGGUGCAGCUCUUCAAGACCAAGAAGACGCUGCAGAAAGGCGCCAACACGCGCUGGAUGAAGACCGUGGUGUCGUCCGGCGUGCUGGCGGACAGGAUGGCGGCCAUGACGCUGCUGAUCCAGGACGCGCCGGUGCACAUGCUGGAGCACGUGGAGAGCCUGGUGGCCAUGGUGAAGAAGCGCGGCGGCCGGCGGAUGGGCCUGAUGGCGAUGGACACCGUGCGGGAGCUGCUGCUGUCCAACCUGCUGCCUGAGCACCGCAAGCUCCGCCCCUUCGACCAGCGGCCCUUCGACCAGCUGGAGGAGCGUGCCAGCGGCAACCGCGACGCCCGCGACCGCCGCCUGGUCCUCUGGUACUUCGAGCACCGGCUGAAGCACCACGUGGCUGAGUUUGUGGAGGCGCUGGACUCGGCGGCGCACGACACGGUGCCGGCCACCAAGGCCAAGGCGCUGGCCACCGCCCACGAGCUGCUGUGCGGCCGGCCGGAGCAGGAGAAGGCGCUGCUGGUCCAGGUGGUCAACAAGCUGGGCGACCCCGAGUACAAGACGGCGGCCAAGGCGUCCUACCUGCUGGAGACGCUGCUGCACAAGCACCCCAACAUGAAGGUGGUGGUGUGCUGCGAGGUGGAGCGCCUGCUGUUCCGGCCCAACGUCAGCGCCAAGGCGCAGUACUACGCCGUCUGCUUCCUCAGCCAGGUGCUGCUGAGCCACGACGAGGCCGAGCUGGCCGCCAAGCUCAUCGCCGUCUACUUCUCCUUCUUCCGCGCCUGCGUCAAGACCAAGGACGUGGACUCCAAGAUGCUGAGCGCGCUGCUGUCGGGCGUCAACCGGGCGUACCCCUACGCCGGCGCCGGGGACGAGAAGGUGAAGGAGCAGAUGGACACGCUGUUCCGGGUGGUGCACCUGGUCCGCUUCAACACGGCGGUGCAGGCGCUCAUGCUGCUGUUCCAGGUGAUGGACUCCCAGCAGAGCAUCUCCGACCGAUACUACGUCACCCUGUACAGGAAGCUCCUGGACCCCGGCCUGUCCUCGUCCUCCAGGCAGAGCAUGUUCCUCAACCUGCUCUACAAGUCGCUGAAGGCCGACGUGGCGCUGCGGCGGGUCAAGGCCUUCGUCAAGCGGCUGCUGCAGGUCAGCGCCGAGCAGGGCGCCAGCUUCGCCUGCGGGGCGCUCUUCCUGGUGUCGGAGGUCAUGCGGGCCAAGCCGGGCCUGAAGACGCUGCUGCAGGAGGCCGAGGAUGGAGAGGAAGAGGCGUUCAAGGACCUCGCUGAAGAAAACGACGACGAUGAUGAUGAGGAGGAGCGCUUUGUGGACGCAGACAAACAGGAGGAAGGAGCGAGUGUGGAGGAGGAGGCGGCGGCGGCGGCGGUGGUCAAACCCGCGGCAUCGUGGGUACAUCACCAGAACCUGGACGGCACGAAGAGCUCGCAGAGCUACGACCCGCUGCACAGAAACCCGCUGUUCUGCGGCGCCGAUCUCACCACGCUGUGGGAGCUGCAGAGGCUCUCGCUGCAUUACCACCCGUCGGUGUCGCUGUUUGCUAAAACCAUCCUGCAGGGAGGCUUCAUCCAGUACUCCGGCGACCCGCUGCAGGACUUCACCCUCAUCAGAUUUCUGGACCGAUUCGUCUUCAGGAACCCCAAACAGCUCAAAGGAAAACGUAAUGACGCCCACGCACACACACACACACACACACACACACACACACACACACACACACACACACCCCUCCAGUCCUUCACUCCUUUUUCAUCCUCAGAAAACACAGACGCUGCAGCGUUGAUGCCCAAACAAAGAUUACCUGCCAAGUCUUUACCAGUGAACUGUGAGGAGUUUCUGUCCAAAGACGAGAGUCAGAUUCCCGUGGAUGAAAUCUUUUUCCAUCGAUAUUUCAAGAAGCGGCAGCAGGAGAAGCAGAAGCGGCGGCCGCAGAGGGACGGAGACAACGAGAGCGUGGAGGACGUGGACGACGACGAGUUCGAGAAAGCCCUCGACGAGUUCGAGUCCGACUCCUACUUCCCCUCGCUGUCUGGAGACGACCUGGACUUCGCCGGGAACGUGAAGAGCUCCAAAGGGAAGAAGAAGGCCUCCGAGGACUCGGACUCGGACGACGUGGACGACUCGGACGUGGACAACCUGGACGACGAGGAGAUGUCUCUGGGCAGCAUGGAGGAGGAAGACUUCGGAGACGAGCUGGAGGAGGAAGGAGGGACGUUCAUGGACGCCGAGGGAGGCGGCGACGAUGAUGAUGAUGAUGAAGUUCCUGAACUGGAGGACGAUGACGACGCCUUCGCCGAGUCGGACGGCGAUGAGAUGGAGGCUCCUGAUAUCACUCCUCGCUCCAAGAAGCAGAAGAGGAAAUCCUCGGAGGAGCUCGACUUCUCCGCCUCCUUCGGAGCCACACAGGGCAAGAAGAAGAAGAAGAUGAAGGAUGGAGGCAUGCUCAAAGCUGCUGAAGAGUUCGGCUCCAUGCUGGACGAGAACGCCGGCUCCAAGUUCGACAACAUCGGGCUGAACGCCAUGGCCAACCGGGACAAAGCAGCCCUGAAGCAGCUGAAGUGGGAGGCCCAGCGCGACGACUGGAUCCACGGCCGCGACGCCAAGACGCUGCGCAAGAAGAAGGCCGCCUUCAACCGGAGGAAGACGGCCACGUUCGGCCGGGGCCGCGCCGCCGGACGGCCGCUCGGCGGCAAGAAGAGGAGGAAGUGAGCGGAGCGAGGCGGAGAUCCUCAGUCCCGCCGGGACGCCCAGACCUCGCGGUCCCGCUCGCGGAUGCCGUAGAUUCCCGCCCACUCGUUGGAUUGGUAGUAAACUGGGAGGAAGAGACACAAAGGAGUUGAUUUUUUAUUUGUAAAAUUGAGACUUUAAAUAGUAUAUUUGUCAUGGCGACGCGUCACAUGCAAACACCUUUUCUUACAGCUGCUGUAACUAAAUAUAAAGUUCAUAUUCAUACA
Molecule: messenger RNA, 3698 nt
Organism: Salarias fasciatus (jewelled blenny)
Lineage: Eukaryota; Metazoa; Chordata; Actinopteri; Blenniiformes; Blenniidae
Gene: cebpz
Product: CCAAT enhancer binding protein zeta
Exons: 16
Coding region: 13-3453 (1146 amino acids)
Cellular component (GO): nucleus
Source: RefSeq, a predicted model, not a curated record